Miniopterus natalensis is the source of this 4067-nucleotide messenger RNA. Lineage: Eukaryota; Metazoa; Chordata; Mammalia; Chiroptera; Miniopteridae. The record is from RefSeq and is a predicted model, not a curated record.
CCUGCUCUGUGCUCCAAAGGUCUCCUUAUCUCUCUGUUGGCUAAAUAGGACCUUACUCAUCCACACAGCAGCUCAGCCACCCAGCCACCACUGGGAGGCUGCCUUGCAGCGGGGACAGCAUCCGACUUGGAGUCUGGACCACUGGGCUGCUGUAGAACUUCAGGCGCACUCCUGUGUGGUAUUUAGUUUCCCCACGUCCGUUGGAACCAUCCUGGAAGUCAGGACAGGAGCUGGUUCUUGGGGAAGACCUGGCUCAGGACAUGGAUUGCCAUACCGCCCUUUUCCUCUGCCUAAGUCUCGUGACUUCUCAGAGUGGGGCAGCAGAGGCAGCCCAAGAACCCCAGCAGUGGAUGGAGAGAAUGGAGGCGGCACUAAGGGGACGGAACUGGAUUAAUUCUGCUGAGCUCAUCCAUGGUCUGGAGUACAGACUUCUGAAUGCCACCUUCAAGGGCAACAACCUCACCUUGCAGACACCCACCAUUCAGAUACUGGCCUUCAAGCUGGGCUGCGACUUUGCAGGCCUCUCGCUGAACAGUGAUGCUAUGGAGCGGAUUCCCCAGGCGCGGGCUCCUCACGCCAUGCAGUUCCCCACUGAGCUCACCCAGAAGGCCUGCAGGGCACGCCCCAGGGAGCUCCGUCUCAUCUGCAUGUAUUUCUUCACCGCUAGCUUUUUCCAGAAUGACAACUCACCUCUGCUCAAUAACUAUGUCCUGGGGGCCCAGCUGGGCCACGAACACGUGAACAACCUCAAGGAGCCCAUCAACAUCAGCUUCUGGCACAACCAAAGCCUGGAAGGCUACACAAUGACCUGUGUCUUCUGGAAGGAGGGAGCCAGCAAGCGCCACUGGGGGGUCUGGAGUCCUGAGGGCUGUCGCACGGAGCAGCCCUCACCUUCCCAGGUGCUCUGCCGCUGCAACCACCUCAGCUACUUCGCUGUUCUCAUGCAACUCUCCCCAGCCCCACUCCCUGCCGAGUUGCUGGCACCGCUCACGUACAUCUCCCUCGUGGGCUGCAGCAUCUCCAUCGUGGCUUCGCUGCUCACCCUCCUGCUGCACUUCCACUCCAGAAAGCAGAGUAACUUCAUAACACGCAUCCACAUGAACCUGCACGCGUCCGUGCUGCUCCUGAACGUCGCCUUCCUGCUGAGCCCCGCACUGGCCGUGCUCUCCGUGCCCGGGCCGGCGUGCGUGGCGCUGGCCGCCUUCCUGCACUACGCACUGCUCAGCUGCCUCACCUGGAUGGCCAUUGAGGGCUUCAACCUCUACCUCCUCCUGGGGCGCGUCUACAACAUCUACAUCCGGAGAUACGUGCCCAAGCUCUGCGCAGUGGGCUGGGGGGUCCCAGCCUGCCUGGUGUUGCUCCUCCUUGCCAUCAAGAACUCAUCUUAUGGACGCCGCAUAAUCCCACUCUCUGGCAGCCAGGGAAACAGCACGGGCUUCCAGAACAUGUCCAUGUGCUGGAUACGAAACCCUGAGGUGCACUAUGUCUUGGUCAUGGGCUAUGGUGGCCUCACGACCCUUUUCAACCUUGUGGUGUUGGCCUGGGCACUGUGGGCCCUGCGCAGGCUGAAGGCUCGGAAGGAGGCGCCAGGCACCUGGGCCUGCAGGGACACCGUCACCGUGCUGGGCCUCACUGUGCUGCUGGGCACCACCUGGGCCCUGGCUUUCUUCUCCUUCGGCAUCUUCCUGCUGCCCCAGCUCUUCCUCUUCACCAUCUUCAACUCUCUCUACGGUUUCUUCCUCUUCUUGUGGUUCUGGUCCCAGAGGUGUCGCGCAGAGGCGGAGGCGGAGGCGGAGGCAGAGAGGGAGGCGUUCGACUCCUCCCAGAUGAUGCAGUAGCCUGGACCUCCUGGCCUGGAACCGCCAACCUCUCUGGCCUAAAUCCCAAGGCCCUGGCUUCCACCAGUGAUGGUGGCAGGCCAGCUGCUGGACACCAUAGGCCUUGUGCCCUCUAGGGAGGUUUUCCACCUCCAUGGCUUACCCGGGUCCAGAGGGAAAUGCCCAGAAUGACCUUGGUGUUCUACUCCGGGGCAGGUCCAACCCCAUGAGGGGCAGCAAACUUCACCCUGGUGCUUGGGCCCAGCUGGCCAGGCCUAUGGACAGAGCUCUGGCCUGGGAGCCAGGCCAUGUUUCAAGGCUUGGCUCUGCGUCUUACUGUAUGACUUUGGGCCUGUCAUUUCUCACUGACGCUUGGUUUCCACAUCUGACAUGAGGCUGAUGGUGCUCUGGUCCUGCCUAGGUUAAGAGCUUUGUGAAGCCUGAAUAAAGCCAGGAGGAAGAGGGUCCAUAGAGGACCCCGUUAACUGCAUCUGCCUGCUGGGCCGUGCCACCUUCCUCCUGGCCACAUCCUGGCCCAGUGCCCAGGGCUUAGAGACCCACCCACUGUCUGGGACCUCAUCAACCUAUGCCCAAGGCCUCUUUUCCUUUAAUCCCCCCAAAAUGAUGAUGACCCCAACUCCAUGCCCACCGUUCUCAAAGAUCAGGAAGCCCAGUCUUUCCCAGAGGCUCCUCCUCCCUCCAGUGCUUCCAAGUCUCCCUUGGCCAUUUAGACCAGUGGCUGGGGCCAUAGAGCUUCCAGGGGGUAGGAGGGAAAUGCCCCUUUUCCCUACACCUGAGCCAGCUGGGCCUCAGUGACCAAGCUAUUUGAUGACUGGGUAGAAUUGAACUUCCCUUGGUAGGCAUUAGGGUGUGGGUUCUAAGUCCAAACUCAGGCCACAGUUGCAGAGAAUCACCAUUGCCCUUGACCUGUCCGUCAGACUAAGUGGGAAAUUCAUGAAGCUAGAGCCUUUCCCAGGCUGCACACCAGGGGGCGAUAUUGGCCUGUGUGCAGAGACCAUUGGCACCCAAACCGCUCUGGAAAUGCUGAGGUCACCUGUGAACAUGACCAAGCAGAGGGAGAGGUCCUGCCUCCAAGACUGCGCCUGCUGAGAGACCAGGAGGAGGAGUGUCAGCACUGUUCACAUAGCCGUUUCUUGCUUCACCCAACACAGCUGCCCACUCCGGCUCCUGGGGUCUCGCGCUCAGUGGGCUGGGGUAGGCCCUCAGGGCCCUGCUCCAGGCCAUCAAGUGGGUUUUAAUGACUUUGAAUGGCACAGGGGAGGAACUGCAGCUGGAUCCCUUUCGUUUUGCCCUUUGUUCAUUUCCUGAUGCAAAGAACCCUUCACUAGGUGGUAAGUGAUGCGGGCUCCGGAGCUAGCCGGCCUGGGCUUAAAGGCCAGCUCUGCCACUUGCUAACUAAGUGACUGUGGACAAGCCACUCAACCUCUCUGUGCCUUAGUUUUCUCACCUGUAAAUAGGUGGGAACAUAAGUAGGACUUGUUUUGAAGGUUAAAUAAAACAGUCCAUGUAAAGAGGCUUAGCACAGAGUAACUGCUCAACAAAUGAUUAUUAGUGUUCUCAUUAGUAUUUUUGCUAUUAUUUUUAACAGUGUCAGCUAAGUCUCAGAGGCCAACCUGUCUAAGCCCCAGGCCCAGGCCUGCUCAACAUCACAGUCCCAGCUCCUCACUGAGCACAUUCUGCGGCCCCUUGGCUGGGCCACCUCCUCCCACUUCCUUUCCCAGAGUGGCCUUUGCUCCAGCCUCGGUGGCCUUCGGCUGUUUUAGGAAUAUUCCCCACACAAUGCAGCCCCCCUGCUGUAGCCACAUGUCCCCCCAACCCCACCCUUCCAUUCUCCAAUCCUCUGCUCUAUUUAAAUACUUGGUGGCUCACAAAACACUUCUUCCAUGGAAUCUCUCCAAUUGCCCUGCAGAGAAACUGUCUUUCCUGUUCUGACUCCAAGCAAAGUGAACCCCAUCUCUAUCAGGGUGAUGUGAGUCCCCAUUCUAGCCCCCCUGGUUUAGCCCAGCCUUGACUUGUACAGGGCUCCCUAGGCCUUGGGGUGGCUCCAAUGUUAAUAAGAUGCUAAGGGAUCAUAGGAACCCCCGGCCCUUCUCUUGGGCAGCUCUGGGGAGUGGUGACCCAGGCUGGGUUGGCAGCCUGGUGAAGCGGGGCCUUGCCUGGGACCUCUCUUUUCACCCCCAGCUCAGGCCUGGCCUCUUAGACCCCGCUAAGGGUCUAAGCCUAGGGCUA